Molecule: messenger RNA, 2957 nt
Organism: Monopterus albus (swamp eel)
Lineage: Eukaryota; Metazoa; Chordata; Actinopteri; Synbranchiformes; Synbranchidae
Gene: abhd17b
Product: abhydrolase domain containing 17B, depalmitoylase
Exons: 4
Coding region: 592-1458 (288 amino acids)
Biological process (GO): regulation of postsynapse organization; protein depalmitoylation
Cellular component (GO): plasma membrane; endosome membrane
Molecular function (GO): palmitoyl-(protein) hydrolase activity
Source: RefSeq, a predicted model, not a curated record
UAUUGGUGGAUUUGUUUUAUUACCUUCUUUGAUAUUUGUUCAUGUAGCUGUCAAUCACCGCCUCUCAGGCCACUGGAGCCAAGAAGAUAGCAAGUCGAGUGAUACGUUGAUGUGUUGGAGUCAAGGGAUACUGCUGUAAGCUGUUUGGUAAAUCAGUACGGGCGUGUGAAGACUUCAGGCAAUUUUAUACUUUUAUUGAAUAUAGUCUACCCCUGCGGUUGGGUAGCUGAUUUAGACUUGACGUUAUGAAUGAAAAAACCUCGUUCUUAUUCAGGAUCAUAUGUUGAGAAAACAGAGCCCAGGAAAAAGAAGCGACAGUUUCGGACGGAGUCUGGACCGGGAGGACGAAGCGCCUAGCUAGCAACUCUCAGCUUUACUGGAGGGAUACACACACCUUACGUGACAUCGUUAACAAAUAGGACACGGAACACGGGGUAAUCUGACCAAGGAUAACCUUUACAACCUCCUGGUUUCGAGCAGAAGAUAAGUUGGUUGGCUUGUAGCGAAGAUAACACUUGACUGUGGCGAAAUUGGCCAAUACUAUCACCUCAAAAAAAGAAGAAAACAAAACAAACGUCCAGUGUUUUGAGGAUGAACCACUUAUCCUUCAGCGAGCUAUGCUGUCUGUUCUGCUGUCCGCCGUGCCCUAGCAAGAUCGCCUCCAAGUUGGCCUUCCUGCCCCCAGAGCCCACCUACAGCCUCAUGUGUGACGAGAGUGGCAGCAGAUGGACGCUGCACCUCUCCGAGCGUGCUGACUGGCAGUACUCUGCCCGUGAGAAGGAUGCCAUUGAGUGUUUCAUGACACGCACCUCUAGAGGGAACCGCAUUGCCUGCAUGUUUGUUCGCUGCUCACCCAAUGCUCGUUACACGCUAUUAUUCUCCCACGGAAACGCAGUGGACUUGGGCCAGAUGAGCAGCUUCUACAUUGGUCUGGGUUCACGGAUCAACUGCAACGUCUUCUCCUACGACUACUCGGGUUACGGGGUGAGUUCUGGGAAACCCUCAGAGAAGAACCUGUAUGCUGACGUAGAUGCUGCCUGGCAGGCACUCCGGUCAAGGUAUGGCAUCCGACCAGAGAACGUGAUCGUGUAUGGACAGAGCAUUGGCACCGUACCCUCUGUGGACCUGGCUUCCCGCUAUGAGAGCGCUGCAGUCAUCCUCCACUCCCCGCUCACCUCUGGCAUGAGAGUGGCCUUCCCCGACACCAAGAAGACCUACUGCUUUGACGCCUUCCCAAAUAUUGACAAGAUUGCCAAGGUAACGUCGCCAGUACUGGUGAUACACGGUACGGAGGACGAGGUCAUUGACUUCUCCCAUGGCCUGGCGCUGUAUGAACGCUGUCAGCGCCCAGUGGAGCCACUCUGGGUGGAAGGAGCAGGACACAAUGAUGUGGAGCUUUAUGGACAGUACCUGGAGAGACUCAAACAGUUUGUUGCACAUGAGCUGGUUAACUUGUAGUAGAGCUUGAACUAAGGUUGGAGAGGGAAGAAGAGAAGAAGCACUGGUGUUCAGGAGGGGUUGGAUGAAGGACAAAGGGUACCACUUUUAUUUCUUGUGAAGUAAUGCGGGUAGAAGUGUUUGUUUGUGUGUUACUGACUUCUCUUAUUAUGAAACACCUCUCCUCCUUGAAGCUCCAGGUUGCCCGGACUCAGGGCCUGCCUGUAGCAUCCACACCACAUGCUGCAGCUGUGCAAUUACAAGUAUUUGGUCUCGCUUGUAGAUUUUCUUUAUAUAACAUUGGAAAUUGCACAUUGUGAAAGUGUGUGAAUGAAAGAGGAAGUAGAUGUUUACAGUGCACAGACAACAUACGUGUACGUGCAGUAUAUGAGUGUGUGUGUGUGUGUGUGUGUGCGCCUGUGUCACAUUUUUGUUGCCUUUUGAGAAGGACAUGGUCCAUGGCUCUUGAGAGACUUCUGGUCAGCUCUUGAAGGCUUUUGAGUUUCUGAGAAACAACCUUGCUACAAACUGAAGUGGACCAGGCUCUCUCUAACCCAGCUCAACUCCAUCUGACUGUGAGGACAGGUUUGGUCCCACACACUGCUGUCAUCAUGAUUUUCUUUUUUCUGGAUUACUCUUUAUUACAUUUUUUUAUAUUAUACAUGGUGUUUGCACAUAUUAGCUGUCAAAGAAGAAAUGGACAGGCCAAACUGGCACUAUCCAACUGUGCCAGUGUAGCCAAACGUUUAUUACAAGACACUGCAGAGCAGACUUAGACACACAAAGAAGUGUACUUUGUACAAAUGACAUCCCUGUUAGAAACACCUCCAAAGUUCUGAUAGCUGUAUUCAGUCCCUACUUCUCUGUUUAAUCAUGCAGUGGAACCAUCUGCAGCUCAUGUAGCCAGUUAAAAGGCUUGGGCUGUGUAUCCUUGACCAAUAAAGUGCAGGUUAUUUUCUAACACAGUCUUUUGAAAGCAUUUUCACAGUUCCUAGUUUAGUAUUGCUGCUGUAAUACCGGUAUCACUACACGGCAGUCGGUGAACUUGAUGUGCUGGACAGUUUUGGGAUGAAACAUUUGAAUCUUCUUUGGAAAUAAGUAUUUGCCUUGUUAGAAUAACUAUUGUGAAGCCCAUUGUUGACAGUGUUUCUGUCUUUGGGUCUGAAGAUACCAUGUUAAAUAAUGUAUGUAGUUAAUAUUAGAGAUCCUUCUUAAGUACCUCGAUCGGAUCUUCCUAGAUGAAUCUUUUUAUAUGAUAAAAAUGUAACUACUGUGGCAGCAGCUGCAGUCUGUGCUGUGGUCAAGAUGUGCACCACUAAUGCCAAUCAGAAUUGAACAGUGAACACUUAACGGCUGGUGUUGAUUCAUUUUCACUUCAGGAUAAGUUAAAAAUGACAAUAUUGCAUUUUAAGUUACAGAGAAACAUUUACUUGAGUACAUUUGAGCUGAAAAUGUAUGGUCACACUAUGUGUACCGUAUUAUGUCAGUGUAUGCGGCUCAGCAUUAAAUGAUGGGCAGUG